This is a messenger RNA of Leptonychotes weddellii (Weddell seal), 1375 nucleotides long. The record is from RefSeq and is a predicted model, not a curated record. NCBI's taxonomy places the organism in Eukaryota, Metazoa, Chordata, Mammalia, Carnivora, Phocidae.
CACGUGACCACCACAGCUCUCAGUUCCGCUCCCUGUCCCAGACCUCUGGGUGGGCACUUCCAGGGACUCCUUCUGUGGGGGGGGCACCAGCAGCAUCCUGCUGGGGGCGUGGAGGGAUUAAUCAGUGACAGGAAGCUGCCUCUUUCAGAGCAGUGACCAGCUGUGCAAGACCAGCCCUAGGAGUCUGUGGUGCUUCCUGCCCGCUGCUCACCCAUCCGCUCCUGCCAUGGGGCACCUUGGGGCCCUCCUCUUCCUCCUUGGGGGCCUGGGGGCUCUCGCUGAUAUCUGCGAAAUACCAGAGGUGGAUAGCAAGCUGGUGGAGAGGCUGGGCCAGCACCUCUUGCCCUGGAUGGACUGGCUGUCCCUGGAGUACCUGAACCCCAGUAUCUACGUGGGCCUACGCCUCUCCAGCCUGCAGGCCGGGGCCAGGGAGGCCUUCUAUCUGCACAUCCUCAAGCUCAACUACCAGCAGAGCGUCCUGGGGCUUGCCAUCAAUGAUGACAACAGUAACAACCAGGCCAAGCCCUCCAUGGGCCAGCUGGCCCUCUACCUGCUGGCUCUCAGGGCUAACUGUGAGUUUGUUGGAGGCCACAAGGGGGACAGGCUGGUCUCACAGCUGAAGCGGUUCCUGGAGGACGAGAAGAGGGCCAUUGGGUCCAAUCACAAGGGCCAGCCCCUCACCAGCUACUACCAGUAUGGCCUGGGCAUCCUGGCCCUGUGUGUCCACCAGAAGCGGCUCCAUGACAGCGUGGUGGGCAAGCUCCUGUACGCCGUGGAACACGACCAACAUCUGCCCCAGGGCCCCCUCUCUGUGGACACAGUGGCCAUGGCGGGCUUGGCCUUCACCUGUCUGGAGCGCUCCAACCUCAACCCCAAUCAGGGACACCGGAUCACCCUGGCCAUUAGGACAGUACAAGAGAAAAUCCUGAAGGCCCAGACCCCUGAAGGCCACUUUGGGAAUGUUUACAGCACACCUCUGGCGCUGCAGUUACUGAUGAACUCCUUCAUGCCUGAAAAGAAGCUGGGCACAGCAUGCCUCAAGGCAAGGGCUGCUCUGUUGGCCAGUAUGCAGGAGGGGGCCUUCAAGAAUGUUCUCAUCAUUUCCCAGCUGCUGCCUGUCCUGAACGGCAAGAGCUAUGUGGAUCUCAUCUCGCCAGACUGCGAGGCACCAAGAGUCCUGUUGCAACCAGCUGUGGAGACUCCUUCACAGACCCAAGCGCUCAUCAGUGUCAUGCUGAAGGUCCCCAGUGUCUUGCCACCAUACAGACAUGCCAUAUCCGUCCCUGCUGGGUCCUCCUUGGAAGAUGUCCUUAAGAAGGCCCAGGAGCUCACAAGAUUCACGUGAGACCCCCACCUCCCAGCCCUCACCCCACCU